UGAUGAGGAGACGGUCGCGGUCCGUGCACGAGUCAACGAAACACCGUGCGAUGGCGAUGGAAGGAGAGAUCACGCGGACCGUUUGAUAAUAAACACAAACACGACACACGACGCGCACUGAUAACAAUGGCCAUUGUUUACUAUUUAACGUAAUUUCAUCAAUGACAAUACCGAGGCUGUUUAACCAUAGGAUAUAACGUAAUAAUCGUUUGUUAACAUUUUAAUAUUAUCAUGUUGGGUCACAUUGUGACUUUGUUUUAGUGUUCCUCUAGUUGUCUAGUUCGCUGUACGUAACAACCGUAUUCAAAGAAUCUUCUGAAUUGUAUACAUAACCGUACAUUUAGGUUUCAUCCUUAUAAUCAUCAGUCUAUUUCUCUCGAGAGAUCACAUCGCGGCGCUCCAAUAGUUUGGAUUUAUCAGGAUUACCGAUUAAUUCAUCAUCGACCCAAGACGGUUUAGCCGGGACUAUGAACAAAAUGCGAACGAUUUUCGUGCUGGACGCGGGUGCGCUGUUCACGCUGCUGCUGCUGCAGUUGCUGGGUCUCGACUAUUACGUGAUGAUCGUGUUCGAGGACACUUGGUAUUCUAGGUAUCCGAACGUACUAUUCGUGGUGCUCAACAUCGUACUGACAUUGCUGUUCUACCACACUUUCGUUAACUGUUACAAGGAGUACAAAUACGAGCGCAACAAGAGGACCGCGAAUGCGGUCCAAAGUAAGACCAAGUAUCCCGUGUACCUCAACUGCAUUACUUGGAUCUCGUAUGUAGUUUUGUUGUUCAGCAAGAUCGUUUUGAUUUUCUCAAACGGUGUUGUUUCGUUAGUCGGUAACUAUGACUUCAUGGGACCACAAAUGCUCAAGCUACUGAUCGGCAUCUCUGGCAUUUUGUUUUAUUUAUUGGUCAGUGCUGAAUGUGUAGGACGCCAAGUGGACCGUGAAAGGUGGCCAACCAAUUCGUGGAUCAUCGAGAUAUUUGAUUCAGUUGAAAUGUUAUCUAUUGUUAUAUCUACAACUGCUAAGAUCGGGUACAUAGAAUAUUUGAUCUACGCCACAGCCUUAUUAAACUUCAUGCUGCCAUUGUGGAUACUAUAUAGUGUGUCUCAGCCAGAUAUUGAUACCAAGCCAAUGGGUCUGCCUCAACCAGUAUGCUAUAAUUUUUUGCAUUUAAUGUUAAUUCAAAUGCCAUUUUUAGCCGUACGAUUGUAUAUGUGGUUUGUGUUCAGUGAAAAUGCUUCAAUAUUUAUGAUGAAAAAUAUUUUACAUUUAAUUUUCUUUUUACAUUCAAUGUAUCCAUACUUAAAAGAUAUUUCCAUGAAAAACCAAUAUAGUCCUGAUAAUCAUGUAGAUGAAGCUGAACCAGAAAUCCUUUUGACUAAUCGUAGAUAUAAAGAACCUAUUAAUGUGUUGUAAACAGUAUGUGUACUUGACUGAAUUAUUGAUUAAGUGAGAUACUUAUAAUUAAGUUAUAAACUAUAAAUUAUUACGUAUUACAAAAUAUGUUUUUAAAAUAAAACCUUAUCAUUUAUUGUAAUAAUAAGUAUGGAUCUCUUCUUGCUUAGACACUUAUAUAUGUAUUAAUUUACUUUGAUACAAGUUUUCUACUUUUUUUUCCUUCAUUUUUUAUUUUUACUAUGAGUAUAAUCUUAACUGGUCACUAUAAUAAGAAAUAUAUUGUAUUGUUUUGGUUUAUAUGUAUCUCAUUUACUGAAGUUAACAUUUUCUACAAUCAAAAAUGACGGUUUAAUUUGUUUUAUUUAAUCUUUAUCUUAUUAGUAUCAAUUAUAUUUUAUACUAUACUUUUAAUGAACAAAAUUAUAUACAUAUUAUAUAUAGAUGUACAUAAUCAAUAACUAUUACAUUUUUAUAAAUUUUUCGAAUGUCUUAUAUACUCACUGACUGUUAUACAUUUUAUAAGGUCUGAUAAUUAAGACUGAUACAAAAAUUAUAUUUAUAAUAAGUGCUAAGCUAAUAAUAAAUAUAAAAAAAUAUUUUUAUUUGAAACUACCUAAUGUAUAAUUUAAUGUAAAGGCGCAUAUACACGAGAUCAAAUUGUGUGACUUAUGGUAGUUGAGCAUAAAUGCUAGUCCGUAGCUACUCAGAAUUCCAUUAUGAAAACUGGCCAUCUUAAAAAUUUUACUAGGAUGUCAUAAUCAGAUUUACAAUUUUUCAUCAAUUUAGUUGGUCCAAAAGUAAUGAAACAAACAACGAAUAUGAGGGAACCAAAAUCAGUAAAAACAAAAUUAGCUGUCAUAUUUGUGAUUUUUGGUUACCAGGGAUUCGUUUACAAAUUUACAGUAUUUGUUUAAAAUAUCAAAACAAUUAAUUACAAAUAUGCGUGCUUAACAACUAUGUG
Molecule: messenger RNA, 2352 nt
Organism: Sipha flava (yellow sugarcane aphid)
Lineage: Eukaryota; Metazoa; Arthropoda; Insecta; Hemiptera; Aphididae
Exons: 2
Coding region: 468-1409 (313 amino acids)
Source: RefSeq, a predicted model, not a curated record